Molecule: messenger RNA, 804 nt
Organism: Brassica napus (rape)
Lineage: Eukaryota; Viridiplantae; Streptophyta; Magnoliopsida; Brassicales; Brassicaceae
Product: protein SRC2-like
Exons: 1
Coding region: 1-804 (267 amino acids)
Biological process (GO): defense response
Source: RefSeq, a predicted model, not a curated record
AUGGAGAACCCAGCUCUUGAGCUUAAAAUCAUAUCAGCCAGUGAUGUCAACCAUGUCGAUGCUACGGACAAGGUGGACGUGUACGCUGUCGUUUCAAUGAAAGGCGACCAUACUCAAACGAAACAAGCAGCCAAAACACCUAUUGACUACGAUGGUGGUUCCAACCCGACGUGGAACCACACUAUUAAGUUUUCCGUCAACGAGAAAUCAGCGUGUGAGGGUCUAUUAACCAUCUACGUCAAGUUAUUUAGCUAUUGGCUUGAAGGAGAGAACGACCUCUACUUGGGAGAAGUCAACGUCUCUGUUCAAGAGCUUAUUGCCUCAAAUCCACCGUUUGCUAACGGUAACGUCAAUAAAAUGAAGUUGAUAACUUACCCUCUCAGUUUCAUAGGAGAAACAAAACCUAAUGCAAAGCUGUCUCUCUCAUACCGGUUUAAACCGGUUAAGGAUCUCUAUCCUCCUACACCGGAUUAUUUAUCACCGUUUAGCCAACCUAUAUACCCAAACCCAAAUCCAACAGGAUCAUGUCAGCCAGUCAUAUACUCCCCUGAGUUACAAACCGCCACGGUAACAAAACUAGCCAUAGAGCUCGUGAUCAAAUGCGCCAAGGACAUAAAGAAAGUCAACGUCUUCGACGAAAUGCAUGUAUACGCUUCGGUUACAAUCCGUGAGGGCAAGAAAACAGUUAAGCAUAGGAGCAAUACACCUAUAGCCUUCUCCGCUUAUCAAAACCCUAAGUGGGAUCACCCCGUCAAGUUUUCACUCGACGAGGAGAUAAGCAUAUUGGAGAUGUCAAUGUCUUAA